Thalassophryne amazonica is the source of this 1656-nucleotide messenger RNA. It is a transcript of the gene atf7ip2, whose product is annotated as activating transcription factor 7 interacting protein 2. The transcript is spliced from 12 exons. Bases 491 to 1489 code for a protein of 332 amino acids. NCBI's taxonomy places the organism in Eukaryota, Metazoa, Chordata, Actinopteri, Batrachoidiformes, Batrachoididae. The record is from RefSeq and is a predicted model, not a curated record. Gene Ontology annotation, molecular function: transcription coregulator activity; protein binding. Gene Ontology annotation, cellular component: transcription regulator complex; nucleus. Gene Ontology annotation, biological process: regulation of DNA-templated transcription.
GUCUGCAGCAGAUGGAGUGUGAUAUCGACUUUGAAAGUUCAAUGCAGAAACUGGAGGCUCGAUUCAACAUGGUAAAGAAAAGAGCCGAUGCAGCUUUGGCAUAUGUCAUGCAGACCGGGAUCACGAAACCUGAGGACAUCAAGGGUCAGGUCUGACUUGCAGAGACACAUAUUUAAGAAAAAGGGAAAAAAAAUAAAUAAAUACAAAGUUCUGUUUAUAAGUGCGCACGUACACAGAUUUAGGUUUUGAUUCAGUCAAAUGUGAUCAUUAUGAUCCUUAUUAAUCUGAAUAAUUGUGUCACACUGUCAAAAAUGUUUGACUUUCAGGGUCCGCUGCCAUCACUUGGCAAUUUGGAGACUUCAGUGUAUGUGUGAGAUGUUACUGUUGCAAAAAUGUGAAUUUGUAUUCUGCGUUAAUUUGUUUUUUUUGUUUUUUUGUCUGUGUUGCUCCAACGUGAUCUCUCUGUUUCUGCACAACACGUGAUGACCGAAUGAAAACUGCAUCACACAACCACGAAAAGCAGUCAGACAAAAACAGAGAGAUAUGUCAAAUGAUGGAAAUGACCACAAAGACACUGAGAAAGAUCCAAACUGUUAGUGAAGAUUUGACGGCCAACAUACAGUAUUUGAAAAGGCAGCCGCCUCAGGCAGAUCAUCCUCCCUGUAGCUCUGUUGUCCCUGCUCAACAUAAGGAAACAAACACAGAGACAGUGAUUACACAAGCUGACAAUAAAGCUAUCAUACAGCAUUUAAAACAGGAGGUGCCUCAUGAAGAUCUUCCUCAAUAUGGCUCCACUGUCCCUGCUGAAUGUAAGAAAUCAACUGCAAAGACGAAGAUAAAGGUCCAAACUGAUAACGAAGCUUUGCCGGCCACCAUACAGAAUCUUAAAAAGGAGGUUCCUCAGGCUGAUCUUCCUCUUUGUGGUUCUGUCAUCCCUGCUGCAUGUAAGACUGAGGUGAACAUAGUAAAGAAAGAGCCAGAUGAUCAUUGUAGAAGCCCAAAGAAAGUGAGGCCUGAGAAGAGGAAAGAAGAAUGCCUUUCUCCUGGCGAUCACAGGGCCGUCACACACGCACAUUCAAAGGACAAGCUGGUGUAUCCUCCCCUUCCUCCCACCAUCUUCCCCUCUGUCCUAAACGUGGAGGCUGCCUCUUACAACAUUCCUCAGAGACCCAGCCUGCAGCUGGCACUUAUCAGGAACCCCCCUGGCCUCUCUGUGCUCUGGAAUGUGGAGGAGUAUGACCCUUCAGCACCACCUAUGGACAGUUACAGCAUCUACAUGGCGGUGGAAAAAGUUAAAGGCAGUGGCGUCUUUCCAGAAUGGAGAAGUCUUGGCGAGGUGACGGCCAUCAAGCUGCCCAUGUGCGUGCUGGUGAGCAAGUACAAACCUGGCUACAAGGUGUGUGUCACUGUGGUGGGAAAGGACAAGUUUGGUCGUUACGGACCCUACAGUAAAGUUGUACAUGCAACAAUCCCGGAGUUCUUAACGUAAAGACACAGAGUCCUGAUGCAAGAAACUACUGUCAACCUCAAGUUUAUACUUUUCCAACAUAUGCGAAAGUGAUAUUUCAGAUGACAGAACUGACUAGAAAACUUUUGUUCUUUACACUGUGUGAAAUACUUUUAUGGUUCUAUGAAGUAAUAAAAUGUAAACAUGAA